GGCGGGGCCGCCAGGAAACGAAAGCGAAACGCGGCGGAGCGGAACCACCCGCCGCUCCCGGAAGCGCCCGCUGGGCGGGUACCGGAAGUCGGGCACGGGGCGGGCGCGAGGUGGCCGCCGCCAUCUUGGGUGCGGGCAGGACGGCGGCCCGCGAGGCCCAAGCGCCGCCGAGCACUCCCGUCACGGCCGACGCCGCCCCCGCGCUGUCCCGGUGUCCCCCGGGCGCCGCCGGAUUAGCGCUGCGGUUAAGCUCAUUUCCGCCGGCCCCGCCGGGCCCCGCGCCGCUCCGGGCAGUGUCCCGCCGCCGCUCUGGGGAAUGGAGGACGGGCGCUGCGCGAGGCCGUGCCUGCAGGUGAGGGCCGCGAAUCGGGGAGCGGGGAUCGGCGCGGUAGCGGGGCGCUGGGCUCGGGCACGCAGGCACAGCCGCGCUGGGGGCGGUUGGCUGCGUGCCCCGGACCCGCACCCGCUCUUGGGGCCGAGUUUGUGGCCGGGGCCGCCGCUAGGCCGCUACCCCACAGCCGGGCCGGGCCGCUGCCGGCGUCUCCAUGGCAACGGCGCCCGCCCCCGCGUUACACCGCCCCCCGCGGGCACGGCUGCUGGCGGCGGGCGGGGAUUGGCCGAGGUGGGCGGGGCGGAGGGCGGGGAUUGGCCGGGGUGGGCGGGGGCGCGGCCUGGAGUUGAGGGCGCGCUGUUCCCUGUUCCCGCACGGCCCGCUCCGUACCGGCAGCUGCUCGGGGCCGACGGGCCCGGCCUGGACGCGCUGCUGCUGCUGCUGAUGGCCCGCGUGCCGCCGCCGCCGCGGGGCCUCUUGCCCGCCCUGCCCGGGAGCGGUACGGAGCCCGCGGAGCCAGGCGGCACCUCGCCGGGCGGCCUGGCCCGCUCUCUGCAGAGGGCGGAGGCGAUGCUGCGGAGCUGCGUCAGCCCCGGGAUUCGGCUCCUGCGCGGUCCCCGGCCCGGCGGCUCCUCCGCCUCCGACAGCGAAGAGGAGGACGAGGAGGACGGCCCCCGCGCGGCUCGGCUGGAGCAGAGCUUCCAGGGGCUGCGCCGCGCCUUCCGCGCCUGGGAGAACCCGCGCACUGAGACCUUCCAGGGCCACGUGCUGCCGCCGCCCGGCGACGCCUUCUGCUACCACGCCGUGCACCCGCGCGUGGCCGAGCGCUGCGCCACGCUGCACGCCCUGCUGCAGCACCGCCACCAGCUGCGCCUGGCCCGGCUCUACAGCCGCCGCUUGAAGGCCGCCUCCGAUUUCCUCCGCCGGCUGCUGAGCGCCGAGCCCCGGCCGCUGCGGGCGCUGUGCGAGGAGCUGCGGGCGCACGCCGGGCACUGGGCCGCGCUGCAGCGGCGAAUGCGGGGCGACGCGUGGCUGCGGCCGCUGCUGCUGCGCCGGCCCGAGGCGGUGGCACGCAUGCGGCGGGCGCUGGGGCUGCUGGCGCUGCAGGCGGCGCGGCUGCUGGAGGAGCGGCUGGAGGCCGCGUUGCGCGCCGCGGUGCGGGACGGGGCCCCCCCGGCGCUGCUCGCCGACCUCUUCCGGGGCCUGGAGAUCUACAACCGCACGGUGGAGGAGCUGGUCCCGGAGCCGGGCUCCGCUCUCUCGGCCGCCGGCGGGCCGCCCCGCGCCUUCACUCUGCGGCGGGUGCUGGCCCUGCUGGCGGCCGAACGGGGCCGGCGGGCGGCCGAGAACCUCGCGCGGCUCCUGCGGCGUCCGGACGGCGGCUCCGUCGCGGAGGAGGAUGCGGGGCAGGAGGCGGCGGGGAGCCUCUCCGACGGGCUGCGGGCGCUGUGCCGGGAGGACGAGCGGCUCGCGCUCCCCGCGCUGCAGGCGCUGGUGGCCUCCGCCGACGGCCUCUGGCGCUCCGCCCUCGGCGUUCCCGGGGAGAGCCCCGCGGCCCCGUCCACGCGGCCGGGCUCGGGCUGCAAGGCGGUGCGCUGGCUGGACGCGUCCCACGCGGCGGCGGCCGAGGCCCUGCACGCCCGUUACCGCCCGCUGUGCUGGGAGGCGGCCGGCGCCGCGCUGGGCCCGCGCCUGGAGCUGCCGGCCGACGGGACGGGGCGCGCCGCCGGCGCCGCGCGGGAGCUGCAGCGGGCGCUCGGACCGGCGCGCGUCCCCCCGGAGUGCGAGGAGGAGCUGGGGCGGCUGUGCCGGCGGCUGCAGUGCCGAGACGCCCUGCUCGUCUGGCAGCGAGACUUCGCCCGGGCGCUGGGCUCGGGGCUGAGCGACCGCUGCUCGGUGCCGGAGCGGUCAGAGGGCGCAGCGCAGAGCGGCACGGCGCGGCUCCUGCAGCGGCUCUACCCGGCCCUGGGCUCGGCCCUGCGGAACCUCCCGGACGCCCCGGAGGGCAGCCCCCCCGGCUCGCCCUGCCCGCGCCUGCAGCUGCUGGGCUGCUGCUUGGCCACGGCGCAGGCCUCGUGCUCCUGGCUGAUGGGCAAAGCCUUCCAGUACCUGGCGGCGUGGUCCCUGCAGCAGUUCCUGCUCGUCACCCAGGGAGAUCUGCAGCUGCUGAAAGCCGAGACGGACGCGCUGGAGCUGCUGGUGAGCGCGGCCUUCCCGGAGCCCGGGGACAGCCCCCAGCACCUCCCGCCCCACCGGCGGCUGCGCUCCCACCACGAGAGGCGGCUGUGCCAGCAGAUCCGCUCCGCCGCCGCCAGCAUCCAGCUGUUCGCGGGGGACGUGCUGAAGCUCUUCUCCACGGACUGCAAGCGGAUGUCGGCUGAGAUCUUCGACCAGACCAUGCCGCUGGGCAGGCACUGGAGGCUCGGCCUCCGAGCCGAGCUGCCCAGCUCCCCCAGCGAGUACGCGGCGGCGGCGGCGCAGACGGUGCUGGGCCAGGUGCUGCAGGGCGCGCAGCUGCUGCCCCGCGACUCGCAGGUGCCCACGCUGGCGCGGGUGAUGACGGCCUUCGUGGAGGCGUGGAUGGAUCACAUCCUGGCGCAGAAGAUCAAGUUCAGCCUGCAGGGCGCUCUGCAGCUGCAGCAGGACUUCGCGCUGGUGCGGCAGCUGGUGCAGUGCGAGCAGUACGGGCUGGAGCCCGACACGCGGCAGGCGCUGCUCUCGCUGCGCGUCCUCCAGCAGAUGGACGGAGCCAUCCUCUGCCUCCUGCAGCAACCCAGCGGCAAGGCGUACCUGCCUCCCCACGGCUGGCCCUCCCUGCGGCAGUGCUGCUCCAACCACGGUGCCCGCGCGCAGGAGCUGGGUGCCAGCAGCCUGCACAGCCUGGAGACCUUGGAGGCGGCGGGGCCUUCGGCGGGGCCCCCCCCGCCUCCUCCCGGCUCAGAGCCCCCCGGCCGGCCCCGCGGCGGCCCCCCCGAGUCCUACCUGUCGGGCGGGCAGCAGCAGUGGUUGGCGCUGCGGCUGCACGGGGCGCGGCGCUGGCGCGUGCCCGGGCUACCCUGCAUGGCCAAGAGCCCCGAGGGCUGAGCGCGGCCGCAAUAAAGCGACGCGGCGCCGAGCACCA
Messenger RNA from Numida meleagris (helmeted guineafowl), 3452 nucleotides. It is a transcript of the gene CCDC142, whose product is annotated as coiled-coil domain containing 142. The transcript is spliced from 10 exons. Lineage: Eukaryota; Metazoa; Chordata; Aves; Galliformes; Numididae. The record is from RefSeq and is a predicted model, not a curated record. The coding region runs from base 317 to 3415 and encodes 1032 amino acids.